This is a messenger RNA of Rotaria socialis, 1923 nucleotides long. Lineage: Eukaryota; Metazoa; Rotifera; Eurotatoria; Philodinida; Philodinidae. The record is from the annotation of a GenBank genome assembly.
AUGGAAGGCUUACCACGUUUGCCGGGAAAUGCAUUUUGCGAUCCAACCCAAACUACUUUUCAUGUCAGUCAUACACUCGAUUUCAAAAACGGUCAUCGAGUUACGAAACGACCUGAAGUUGGACUAGGUGGCACACGUAUUAAUUAUAAUCAGAUGAGCGAAGAUGAAUUAGAACUUCUGAAAAACUAUCGUCCCGAAUUAAUUUAUGGCAAAGUUGUUGUUCAAACGCCAGAUAAAUUUGUACCGGCAACGGUAGCAUUCGAUAAGAAAGUUCUUCGUUUCUUCGGGUAUUUUAAACAAACCAUUCACGAAAGCCCAAACGAAUACUAUCGUGUACGACCAGUCAAAAUCUUAUAUUAUCUUGAAGAUGAUAGUUUAGAAAUACUUGAAGAAGUACAAGAAAAUAGUGGUAUACCACAAGGAAAAUUAAUUCGUCGUCAUCGUUUUCCAAAAAAUGAUCAAGGUGAAACAUAUAAUUUUCGCGAUAUUAAUCUCGGUCAAAAUUUAUCUAUUUACGGAAAAGUAUUUCGUAUAUGUGAUUGUGAUGCAUUUACUCGUGAAUGGCUUGAAAGUGAAGGUAUCUAUGUUAAUGAAACAGAAUUCAUUCCACGUGAUCCCUAUUUAACCAAACGAAAUCAAGCAGCGGAAAUAAAAUCAUAUAAAACAAAACCUGACUUCGAUAAACUUAAACAAUAUGUUGAAAUGGAUCGAAAAGUUUUACGUUUUUAUGCUGUUUGGAAUGAUCGUUCGCAAAUGUUCGGCGAACAAAGAGAAUUUAUCAUUCACUACUAUUUAGUCAAUGAUACAAUGGAAGUACGAGAAGUACAUAAAGCAAAUGACGGCCGAGAUCCAUUUCCUAUGCUUAUUACUCGUCAUAAAAUUCCAAAAGAUCGUUACGAUAUCAAAGGUACUUUUCCUCAUGUCUUUCUUGAAUUAACUGAAACUGAAAUAACAAAUUACUAUAAACCAUCUGACUUAAUGGUCGGAAAAACAGUCAAUAUUUAUGGUCGAAAUUUUUUUCUUUAUGAUUGUGAUAUGUUUACAAAAACGUUUUAUACAAAAAAUUUUGGUGUUAAUAAUUUUCAAUCAAUCAACAUUCAAGACCCACCUAACGAGUAUGCUAAAAUGGAAAUUCCACCAUAUAAUGGUUUUGGUUCUUUGGAAGAUUCAUUACAAAAUUGUUUACGUCUACAACCUGAACGACCGAAAAAAGAUUAUGUGAAACUAAUGGAAAAUGAUCACCGUGUACUUCGUUACGAAGCUAUUCUAGAUAGUCCACGUGAAAACGAUAAAUUACGUAAAUUCAUCAUCAGUUAUCGUCUUGGCGAUGAUACAAUCACUAUUCAUGAACCUCCACAACGCAAUACAGGCAUUAUUGGCGGACGAUUUCUCGAACGAACACGUGUAUCAAAACCAAAUUCUACACCUGAACAUCCUCAAUUUUAUGGCCCAUCUGACUUUCAUAUUGGUGCAACCAUUGAAGUAUUUCGACAACGUUUUAUUAUAUGUUCAGCUGAUUUAUUCGUAUUAAAAUACGCCGAAGAACAUCCUGAACUAUUUACUCCAGCUGUUAUCGAAUCAUUGCGACAACAUUUAGGCAAUGAAAUAGGUCGGCCCGAUGCUCGACUUACUACUAAUAUGUCCGUACAACGAAAGCCGGGUGAUUUCAUACGUUUAUAUGCUGAAGUUCGUAAUAAAUUAAAACAUAUGCGUAUAACCAAUCACGAAGAAAUUCGACAAAUGUUUUUACGUUACGAUAAAGAUCGGCAAGGUUUUAUUUCAAGAGAAAAUAUCAAUGAUAUAUUUCGACAAAUUAAUUUACCACUUGACAAUGACCUUACCGAUGCGAUGAUCGCUGAGUGUACAACGAACGAACAAGGAAAAAUAAAUUUAUACGAUUUUCUUCGUUUCUUCGAUAACUAA